Messenger RNA from Callorhinchus milii (elephant shark), 6384 nucleotides. Its product is annotated as girdin. Gene Ontology annotation, biological process: cytoskeleton-dependent intracellular transport; cytoplasmic microtubule organization. Gene Ontology annotation, molecular function: microtubule binding; dynein light intermediate chain binding. Bases 59 to 5761 code for a protein of 1900 amino acids. The transcript is spliced from 33 exons. NCBI's taxonomy places the organism in Eukaryota, Metazoa, Chordata, Chondrichthyes, Chimaeriformes, Callorhinchidae. The record is from RefSeq and is a predicted model, not a curated record. Gene Ontology annotation, cellular component: centrosome; cytoplasm.
CAGCGGUGGAUCGUACCGUUUAAAAAAAAAGGAGCCCUUGGAUUGCAGUGAAUUGAAAAUGGAGAACGAUUUCUCUUCGCUUUUAGAGCAGUUCAUGUCCAGUCCUUUGGUAACUUGGGUCAAGACUUACGGACCGUUAUCUCCAGCAAAUGGGGGUGUACUUUCCGAGUACGUGGAGUUGGUGGACGGGUUUUUUCUCAGUAACCUGAUGGUCCAGAUAAACGCUAAAUCAGUAAAUCAAAGAUUAAACAAGAAAGUCAACAAUGAUGCAGCACUUCGAAUUCAAAAUUUAUCUACUCUGGUGCAGCAUAUCAAAUUAUACUACCAGGAGAAUCUACAACAGCUGAUCAUGAUGUCGCUUCCAAAUGUCCUUGUUCUGGGCCGAAGCCCUCUUACAGAGCAUGGCAUUGAAGAAAUGAAGAAGCUUCUGUUACUUUUACUCGGCUGUGCUGUUCAGUGUGAAAGAAAAGAAGAGUUUAUUGAGAAGAUCCAAAACCUGGAUUUUGAUACAAAAGCUGCUGUUGCAAUCCAUAUUCAAGAGGUGACUCACAAUCAGGAGAAUGUAUUUGACUUGCAAUGGAUGGAAUUAGCAAACCUCUCCCAGGAAGACCUUGAUUCUCUGUCAAGGAAUUUGGUAUUCCAUCUAAAGAGGCUUGUGGAUGAGAGAGAUGAACAUACCGAGACAAUCCUGCAGCUCACACAAGAUCGUGACUGCACCCAAUCUCCAGUCCGUGGAAUAGCUCAGUCACCUACCAGCUCACCAGGAAUGCAUCGAACUGAGAGCAGACAACAUCUGUCAGUUGAGCUGGCAGACACUAAGGCAAAACUCAGGCGGAUCAGACAGGAGAUGGAAGAGAAAACUGAACAAUUGAUGGACAGUAAGCAGGAGCUGGAGCAGAUGGAAGUUGAAUUAAAAAGACUUCAACAAGAGAACCAGCAACUUCUUUCUGAUGCUCGCUCAGCUAGAGCAUAUCGUGAUGAGCUUGAUUCAUUGCGUGAAAAAGCAAUUAAAGUUGAUAAGCUUGAAAGUGAAGUCAUCCGAUACAAAGAGCGACUCCAUGACAUAGACUUUUAUAAGGCGAGAACUGAGGAGCUAAAAGAAGAUAACAAAAUCUUGUUGGAGACGAAAGCAAUGUUGGAGGAUCAACUGGAGGGAGCCCGUGCUCGUUGUGACAAACUGCAUGAGUUAGAGAAAGAGAGCCUACAGUUAAUGGCUAAAUUGCACGAUAUGGAGAUGGAACGUGACACGGACAGGAAGCGAAUUGAGGAACUGCUGGAAGAAAACUUGACUCUAGAAAUGGCUCAAAAACAAAGCAUGGAUGAAUCACUCCACCUAGGGUGGGAAUUAGAGCAGCUAUCCAAAUGUACUGAGCUCUCUGAGGGUACACACAAAUCCCUUGGUCAGGAGGUGAAUGAAUUGACUUCAAGUCGAUUGCUUAAAUUGGAGAAAGAAAACCAGAGUUUGAUAAAAACUGUGGAAGAACUUCGCAAUGGCAGGGAUUCAACAGAAGAUAGUAAUUCUAAGAUUUUGGAACUGGAAAAAGAGAACCAGAGACUAAGGAAAAAGAUGGACAGACUCCAAGGAGAGAUCAGUAAUGAAAAGCAAAGUAUGCAAGAUGUUGAAAGUCUCAGUAAUGACCUUAUCAAAGAGAAGUCCCAGCUUGAAAAAACUAUCCAAACCAUUCGAGAAAACUCUGAGAGACAGAUUGAAGUAUUGGAGCAAGAAAAUGAGCACUUGAACCAAACGAUUGCAUCUCUGCGGCAACGCACACAAAUCAGUGCAGAAGCCAGGGUGAAGGACAUUGAGAAAGAGAACAAAAUCCUCCAUGAAUCUAUUAAGGAGACAAGUGGUAAAUUGAACAAGCUAGAGUUUGAAAAGAAACAAAUCCGAAAGGAGUUGGAACAUUAUAAAGAGAAAGGAGAAAGAGCAGAGGAGCUUGAGAAAGUAUUGAGUCGCUUGGAAAGAGAAAAUGAACAGUUGCAGAAGAAAAUUACUGGUUUAAAAAUUACUUGUGAAAAAGUGGAUGCCCUGGAGCAAGAGAACUCUGAUCUGGAAGUAGAGAAUAGAAAGGUCAAGAAAUCAUUGGACAGUUUGAAAAACCUUACUGGGCAAUUAGAGGCCUUAGAAAAGGAAAACUGUCAACUUGAUGAUGAAAAUUUGCAGUUAAGGAGGACAGUGGAGAGUUUAAAGUCCACAACUAUCAAGUUGGCACAACUGGAGCUAGAGAACAAAGAACUAGAAAGUGAGAAGGACCAGCUAAAAAAGAGCCUGGAUCUCUUAAAGGCUUGUAACAAGAAAACAGAAAGACUGGAGGUAAGUUAUCAAGGUCUGGAUUUAGAGAACCAUAGACUCCAAAAGGCCUUAGAGAACAGCAGCAAAAAGAUCAAUCAGCUAGAAAAUGAACUCCAGGACUUGGAAACAGAAAAUCACAGCUUACAGAGAAACUUAGAGGAGCUGAAAAUCUCUAGCAAACAUUUAGAACAGCUAGAGAAGGAAAAUAAACUGCUGGAGCAAGAGACUGUCCAGCUGGAGAAAGACAAGAAACAGCUUGAGAAAGAAAAUAAGAGGCUACGUCAACAGGUUGAGAUCAAGGACUCGACACUUGAUGAAAACAACCUAAAAAUCGCUAGCCUUGAAAAAGAAAAUAAAUCGCUUGCCAAAGAAAUCAGCAAAUUCAAAGACUCAUUGGGACGAUUGAAAGAUUUAGAAAAAGAAAACAGAGAGCAUGUCAAACAGGCAACCAUUGAUAAGAAAACCUUACUGACACUACGUGAGGACCUGGUAAAUGAGAAAUUGCAAGCUCAGCAAAUGAACAAUGACCUUGAAAAAUUAACUCAUGAACUGGAAAAGAUUGGGUUGAACAAAGAGCGACUCCUCCAAGAUGAAGAAACCACAGAUGAAAGAUACAAACUUUUGGAGUACAAACUUGAAUCCACACUAAAACAGUCUCUGGAAAUAAAAGAAGAAAAGAUUGCUACUCUUGAAGCACGGUUAGAAGAAUCAACAAAUUUGAAUCAACAAUUACGUCAGGAGUUGAAGACGGUGAAAAAAAACUAUGAAGCUCUAAAACAGAGACACGAAGAAGAAAAAGUGGUACAGAGUUCACAAGGUAGAUCUGGUGAAGAAUUCCAGGCUACAAGUAAAUGGGAGCGAGAAAGCAAAGAAACAACACGUGAACUAUUGAAGGUUAAAGAUAGACUUAUUGAGGUGGAAAGGAAUAAUGCAACUCUUCAAGCUGAGAAACAGGCUUUCAAAACACAGAUGAGGCAACUAGAUACCCAGAAUAGCAACCUGCAAGCCCAAAUCCUUGCACUUCAGAGACAAACAGCAGCCCUGCAGGAGCACAAUACCACCUUACAGACACAGAAUGCCAAGUUACAGGUUGAAAAUUCUACACUUGGUUCCCAAAGUGCAUCCUUAAUGACGCAGAAUUCUCAGCUGCAGAUCCAACAAUCCUCCGUGGAGAAUGAGAAUGAAUCACUCAUGAAGGAAAAAGAAGAAUUUAAAUCAAUGUAUGAUUCACUCGUUAAAGAUCAUGAAAAAUUGGCAAAACUACAUGAACGCCAGGCAACAGAGUACGAAACUCUCAUCAAUAAACAUGGGACGCUGAAAUGUGCACAUAAAUAUUUAGAAGUUGAACACAAGGACCUUGAGGACAGAUACAACGAGCUACUGAAGCAAAAGGACCAAUUGGAGGAGUUGGAGAGUAUGCUGAAAAAAGAACAGGAAAAAAUGCAGCAAGACUCAAAAAAACAUGAAGCCAUGAUGGAUGAAUUCCAGAAGCUCAGUAAUGAAAAAGACAGAUUGAACCAAAUAUACAGCCAGUUGUUAAAGGAGAAUGAAGGACUGCAGUUGGACCACAAAAAUCUAAAAAGCUUAUUGAAUUGCGCCAAGCUAGAGCAAACCCGAUUGGAAGCUGAUUUUGCCAAAUUGAAGGAGCAGUACCAACAGUUGGAUAUCACUUCCACUAAAUUAAACAACCAAUGUGAGCUUUUAAGCCAACUAAAAGGGAAUCUUGAGGAAGAAAACAGACAUCUACUAGACCAAAUCCAGACCUUGAUGUUGCAGAACAGGACAUUGUUAGAACAAAGCAUGGAAAGUAAAGAUCUGUUCCAUGUGGAGCAAAGACAAUAUAUUGAUAAACUGAAUGAACUUAGGCGACAGAAGGAAAAACUUGAAGAGAAGAUUAUGGAUCAGUACAAAUUCUAUGAACCUUCACCCCCACGGAGAAGGGGCAAUUGGAUUGCGAUCAAGAUGAAAAAGUUAAUAAAGCACAAAAAGGAAGGCAACCGAGAACGCAUCAAAUCUCUGACAAAUACUCCAACCAGAUCAGAAUCCAGUGAUGGAUUUCUUCACCUACCUCACCAAGACAGUCAAGAUAGCUCUUCUGUGGGUUCUAACUCUCUUGAUGACAAUCAGGCCUCCAAGAAAAGCAGCAUGGCUGCACUGAAAAGGCUGCCCUUUAUGAGGAACAGACCGAAGGAUAAAGACAAAAUGAAGGCCCUCUACCGUCGCUCCAUGUCCAUGAAUGAUCUGCUGCAGUCCUUGGUCUCAGCAGGAGCCCAAUGGUCAGGCAGUUCUGAAAAUUUGGAGGGGCAUAAUGAGGUGCCUGGCGGGCAGAGGAGAACAGAACUGAGGUCCAUGGCCUUUUCCACAACCGCUAUCAACCUAGCUGCGGCAAACUCUUCUGGCUUCAGAUCCAAGCAGAAACUUAAGCAUAAAGGUGUUACGUCGCAUGAAGACUUAUUAUCCCAUAGAAGCAACCUUGACGAUUGCCGCACCGGAUCAAGAAGUCAAGAAGGGUUACAAGAUAAUUAUUAUGGAAACACUCCAGCUCCUUCUGUUCUUGGCAGCUCUACAAUGUGCAGAGUGCCUUGUCACAUUUGUUCUUCCAGACCAACCAGCCUUGAUAGUAGCAGGACAUCCAGUAGCAAUAACAAUAAUAAUGCCCACGAUGUAAAAGCAGGUGCGAUUAAUGGCAACCGCAGUAGGUCCCAAAGCCACAGCAGUGAAGAAUAUGGUCUGAUUCACGACCAUCAAGUGUCCUCAAGCAGUAGCACUCCAACCCAGAGUGCUGGUCAUCAUGCAAAAUGUUUGGAAAAAUACAGCCCAUCCCUCCAACAGAAAGAAUCUAGGAUGGAUGAUACCAAACGUCAUUCUCGACAGAGAAGUAAAACUACAUCUCCGGGAAGUGAAGUGGUCACCUUGCAACAGUUUCUGGAGGAAAGUAACAUAAACCCAUCCUCACAGUCUUCAAGUCAUGAGAAUCUUCUAGAUGAUUACUUCACAAAAGGCACUGAUCUACCUGAACUCAUUGGAACUGAGAAGCUGGAUGUUACUGAUAAUUCUGCUACAGUUAGGGGAUCUGGUGGGAAAGAGACUGCAUACUUUUCCAGUGGCAAAUCACAAAAGUCUGGACAUUAUGUAAAGUCCAGUCUUCAAAAACCAGACGGUUGCUGUGUUACAAGCACUCCUGUAGAAACAACAAUUCAAACCCAGGGAAAGACCGGAUCUUCCUGUGAACUGGAAAUUAUGUCACAGCAACCCUCCCAAGCACCAGACUGCAGUGCGUCUCCUAUUUUACCCCGUGCAAGUCACGUGAUCUCCACAGCAGAGGGCUCAAGUCGAAGAACCAGUAUCCAUGAGUUCAUGUCAAGAGACAGUAGACCACCUGUGUCAGUAGAUCCAUCUCCAGCCAAGGUGGUAAACAGCACUCGGACACUACCCAAAAGAAAAGUCUCCUUCAAACUCUCAAUUUGAAGCCUGUAGAUCUGAAGUACCAAGACUGUCUACAAAAAGAAAUGUUACUCAUGCAUUACGUGAUGAAUCCUAGUCAAGAAGCACCAUUCAAUAAACCCAUAGUGAGCCACCUACUCUUCCUUGAAUCAAGGAGCACAGUUGGACUCCAAUGUUAUAAGAAACUUUCAUGGGAGUGACUUUGGUUUUUGCAAAUAUGCACGGUUUCAUGGAAUUUCACCAGAGUUCAAAUGAGAUGCACAAGAGAAUCCAUCACAUGUAGGUGCCAAAAACAGUUUCAGAAACUGUUUCUUCAUUUAACAGAUUAGAAGCCUGACCCAUCUUAUUUCAAGCUUCAGCUUUAAAUUUUCAUUGGAGGUCAAAAUAUCCCACAACUAUGGCGGCUUUACCAUUUGCAAAAGCAUGCAGAGACUGCUUUUUGUGAAACUGCACUGUGUGCUGCAUAAUCGAGAUACAAGGGGAAAUGAGCUUGUGGUAUUUUGCACUGGCUUUAGGGUUACUGCAUACUGCAUGAUGCUGCAGUAGCUCUUCUUNAAAAAAACAAAGUCACGUUUUGGCAUAUAUUGCCAUAAAGUUUAUUUUCUUUCUGUACCAUAACGCUAAUAAAAUCUUAAAACUUCACACAA